UACAUUACAAAGUCCCCAUUAAGGAUAGUUUGAGCAGAGUAGCUACCCCCUGGAAGCCGCCCAAGAACAUGGAAAUUAAGAGAGAUGAUGAAAUUGAGGUUAUGUCAUUGUCCGCCCCAACAAUGGGAACUAUGCAGAUUGCUGGGAGUACUGGUUUUGGUCACAACAUUGAGUUCAUGUCUCAAGCCUACCUUAGAAAUAGGUACUCAGAGAUUGAUUUAGAAGAUGAGAGUUCUAAUACCAACAAAGAUCACCCUCUUCCAAUAUUUCUCAAGUUUGAAGAUGUGGAGUAUAAGGUGAGAAGUAGCCAAGCUUCCUCCAACAACCCGGUGAAGUCAGUUGUUUCCAAGGUAGCUACACAACUUAACAUGGAGCAAGACAAUUGCAAGCAGAUAUUGAAGGGUAUAACUGGAAGCAUCGGCCCUGGAGAAAUCCUUGCUCUGAUGGGUCCUUCUGGUAGUGGGAAAACAACCUUGUUAAAAGUGAUAGGAGGAAGACUACUUGACAACGUUGAAGGAAAGAUUACUUAUAAUGACAUCCCAUAUAAUGCAGUUGUUAAGAGGAGGAUAGGAUUUGUGACACAAGAUGACGUGCUCUUCCCACAAUUAACAGUGGAAGAAACCUUAGUUUUUGCUGCAUUUUUAAGGCUUCCAAGCAAUAUGAGCCAACAACAAAAAUAUGCAAGAGUGGAGAUGAUUGUGAAGGAGCUAGGCCUUGAAAGAUGUCGUCACACAAGAAUAGGAGGAGGAUUUGUAAAAGGAAUAUCUGGAGGAGAAAGAAAAAGAACCAGCAUUGGUCAUGAAAUUCUUGUUGAUCCUUCGUUAUUGUUGCUUGAUGAACCUACUUCAGGUCUUGAUUCUACCUCGGCCAAUAGACUCCUUAUAAUUCUUCAAGGACUUGCUAAGGCAGGAAGGACAAUAAUCACAACCAUCCAUCAGCCAUCAAGCAGAAUGUUUCACAUGUUUGACAAAAUUCUGCUAAUAUCAGAAGGCUACCCUGUGUACUAUGGGAAGGCUAGAGAGUCUAUGGAGUAUUUCUCAUCGUUAAGGUUCAUCCCAGAAAUACCCAUGAAUCCUGCAGAGUUCUUGCUUGAUUUAGCAGCUGGUCAAGUGAGUGACAUAAAUGUACCUGGAGAUUUUUUGGAAACUCGAGGAUCUCCUGACUCAGAGAAGGCCAUCAUCGAAUUUCUACAACUCAAAUACAAAACUCAGCUGGAGCCCAAGGAAAAAGAAGAAAAUCAUAAAACAACAAAGACAUCAGAGCAUCUUCAGUUAGCCAUUCAAGUAAAGAGGGACUGGACAAUGACUUGGUGGGAGCAAUUCAUGGUACUGUCAAAGAGAACAUUUAGAGAAAGGUGCAAGGAUUAUUUUGAUAAGCUAAGACUUGUUCAAGCAGUAGGAGUUGCAGUCUUGUUGGGCCUUCUUUGGUGGAAAUCCAAGAUUGACACCGAGGCUCAUCUCAGAGAUCAGGUCGGUUUGUUGUUCUACAUUUGUAUAUUUUGGACAUCAUCAUCAAUUUUUGGAGCAGUAUACGUGUUCCCGUUUGAAAAAAUAUAUUUGGUGAAGGAAAGGAAAGCAGACAUGUAUAGAUUAAGCGUAUACUAUGUGUGCAGCACCCUUUGUGACAUGGUGGCACAUGUUCUCUAUCCUACGUUUUUCAUGCUCAUUUUGUAUUUCAUGGCUGGCUUCAAGAGAACUGUCCCUUGCUUCUUCCUGACAUUAUUUGCCAUACUUUUGGUAGCAAUAACAAGCCAGGGGGCAGGAGAGCUAUUUGGAGCUGCAGUUUUGAGUAUCAAAAGGUCUGGCAUGGUUGCUUCUUUGCUAUUAAUGUUGUUUCUUCUCACUGGAGGUUACUAUGUCCAGCACAUACCAAAAUUUAUGAGGUGGUUGAAGUAUUUGUCGUUCAUAUACUAUGGCUUCAGACUUCUCUUGAAAGUGCAAUAUUCUGGAGACGAAUUAUAUGAGUGCCAAAGCCAAGGAGGGUGCAGGACCCUGCAGAGUUCACCUUCUUUCAACGCAGUGAACCUGAAUGGUGGAUUGGAAGAAGUAUGGAUUCUGCUUGCCAUGGCUCUAGCUUACCGGUUGUGUGCUUACUUUUGCCUUCGCAGAAGAAUUAACAUAUGCACUCUUUGAAUGUAUGUUUCAUUCCACGUUUCUAAAGAAUAAGAGCAACUUCUGAGCAGCUCUAUGUUUCUGAAUUUUUAAUAUAGGUUUGUACUAUGAUCAUUAUAAUCUUUCGCUUGAGUUCAUGAUCUGAAAUUGCACAUGCUGGUGGAAAAA
Messenger RNA from Juglans regia (Persian walnut), 2279 nucleotides. Its product is annotated as ABC transporter G family member 26. The transcript has 9 exons. The record is from RefSeq and is a predicted model, not a curated record. Gene Ontology annotation, molecular function: ATP hydrolysis activity; ABC-type transporter activity; ATP binding. Gene Ontology annotation, cellular component: membrane. The coding region runs from base 69 to 2132 and encodes 687 amino acids. NCBI's taxonomy places the organism in Eukaryota, Viridiplantae, Streptophyta, Magnoliopsida, Fagales, Juglandaceae.